Scheffersomyces stipitis CBS 6054 is the source of this 2793-nucleotide messenger RNA. RefSeq names its product nitrogen-responsive transcriptional regulator (gene GLN3). Lineage: Eukaryota; Fungi; Ascomycota; Pichiomycetes; Serinales; Debaryomycetaceae. Gene Ontology annotation, molecular function: RNA polymerase II cis-regulatory region sequence-specific DNA binding; DNA-binding transcription factor activity, RNA polymerase II-specific; zinc ion binding. The record is from RefSeq and is a predicted model, not a curated record. Bases 261 to 2609 code for a protein of 782 amino acids. The transcript has a single exon. Gene Ontology annotation, biological process: positive regulation of transcription by RNA polymerase II; negative regulation of transcription by RNA polymerase II.
GCUGAGCGUUAUAUCCUACUGCUCGACGGCAUCUCAGGCUCUUUCAGUACCGUCUCCCAUUUUUCGCGGAUCUUCAGCCCCAGACACCGAUAUUUUGUCGCUGCCUCGCUAUAUAGACGGACAAAAUCAAAAAGUCAGACAAAGCACCAGUCAGACACUAUUUGCACCUACACCAUAUUUGAAAAGUUUACUCCAGUAUCAGAGUCGUUCCUUUCUGAGCAGCACCACUUUCCAUCCCAUCAGAGAGCUCUUCGACAGCAAUGUCUGAAGACUUUGAAUCCGGCCCCUCUAUUGUCGAGCUCUUUUUGUCUGCCAAAAAGCUACUUUCGCUCCAGACACGAGUUGAAAAUCGACAGCUCAGAAAGUCUAACUCCAAGAGCCAACUCAGUCACAUGAACAACACGAAUAAUACCAGCCACUUGCAGACCUCUUCCACGACCUCCAGCACGCCUAACCAGACAUUUGGCAGCUCCGGCAUGUCGGCCAGUCCCAAACAUGAUAAAGUUCUAGAUUUGCUAUCGCCUCUCUCCAUAGACGAUCUCAAGAACUCCCCGUAUAUACCCAAAUCGAACGCUUCAGCUACUGCAACAAACGUCAGCAACGCCAAGUCGCUGCAGAUACAAGCUCCGGCCGUAGGGUCGAAUAGCGUCGGCAGCAACAGCAACCACCAAAAUAAUGGCACUCACAAUAGUAAUAAGAGCGCCCGCACUAUCAACACUCCAGCAUCGAUGAAUGACGAUUCAUCUCCACCAAACUCAAAUAUGUCUGUCACUUCAUCCAGACAUAACUCCGACUCUACACUGGCCUCCAGCCAGCCGUCUGCAUCGUCCAGCUCUGCCAAUAUCGAAAAAGAGAUGGACUUCAGUCCUAUGGUAAUAGACGAAGAGGGCAAUAAUGACAAGCACAUCAGCAACAGCAACAGAAGCAUUAACAACAGCAACAAUAACAGUAACACUAAAAGUAAUACCAACGAAACUGCUACUUCUAAUAGUAACGGUACCAUAAAGUCAAACUUGACCAGUUCGCUUUCACAGCAAAUAAUGAAGUCCACCAGCCCCACUCCUCCAGCAGCUGCUGCCAGACCAACAGAAUGCUAUAACUGUCAUACUUUGAACACUCCCUUGUGGAGAAAGGACCCAACAGGAAACACCUUAUGUAAUGCCUGUGGGUUGUUCUUGAAGUUGCACGGAACCACAAGACCGUUGUCUCUCAAGACCGACGUUAUCAAGAAGCGGUCAUCGCGCAAAGCCCCCGUGGCCAACCAGAAGCUUUCGUCUUCGAUGCCUUCUUCUUCGUACAAGUCACUCUCUAUGAACGAUCAGGCCAUGACUAACGUAAUCAAGUUCAACCUGAACUACGUAGGAAGUAUCCCCAUUGCCAGCAAGGAUAGCUCCGUAAUCAGCAGCAGUAACGUACUUAGCAAUGUCCAGCAAGGCGGUGUCCAGACCGCUCCCAACUCAUUGCGGGAUGGAUCACUUCCUAGAUACAAAAACGUGCUCAUUUUACCUAAACCAUCCAGUUCCACCAAUCUCAGUACCGGAGGCUCGACUCCUAAUACCCCUACUUCGGUCAACAUGAAGUCGAUUCCUAUCCCUAAUCAACACGGAAGUUCUGUAACUAGUCCUUCUUCUCCGUAUACGCCUGGUUCUGUCCAGAACGCUAACCAACAGUUCAAACGUAAGAAGUCAGAUAUCAACAUUUCGGGUGACUACUACGGCAGUACGAACAGCAUAUAUGAGAACGGAAGAAGAGUUUCGUCUACGUCUUUGUCAAAUAGCUACGGAACCUCUCUUUCUAAUAGUUAUAACAAAAGGGGCGGCUUCUCGUCGUCUUCGUUCCAGUCGUCUUCGUUCAACAGAAGAACGUCUAUGACAAACUUGCAAUCGCAGCAACGGAAGUUAACUUCAAACAGUUUCAGCUUGAGUAACAGCUACAGCAACAAUAGCAAUAAUAAUAAUAGUAGCAAUAGUGCCAACUCGUUGACUUCAUCCAACAUCAGCCUUUUGAACCAGCGGAUGACGGGCACAAAUAACGGUAACUCGUUCUUCGACAACCCUCCUGCUCCUACUAUUUCUAGACAUAACAGUUCUGCCAGUACUAUCAUGAAGCAAGGCAUGGUUUCGACACCUGGGUCGGUGUCUGCUUCUUCUCCUUCGUUCCACCGGAAUUCAUAUACUGAGUACUAUAGAAGGAACCCUGGGUUCGAGUCGAACAAUGCUGUCGACUCUAUCAGCAUUCCUCCGGCUCCGUUGAACGUAGUAGAUUUGCUUCCUUCGUCCAGACCUUUGAACGUUUCGGACUCUGUGAGCAGCAACAAGCCUUUUGUGAAUCCUGGUAUUGAUGACGAGGUGGUGAAUGUCAACGAAUUAAUGGAUACAAGCGGCGGAGAUAACGAUUUCUUUAAGAACUUUACGUCUUUGCAGAACGAUGAGUUUAUAGCUGGCACCAACGUCAAGAGCGAGCCAGAGUUGGAUCUCCAGCCCCAUACCAGCAAUGUUAGCACGAAGUCGUCUUUGACCGACGGAUUGAAGAACCAAAAGAGAGCCAAUCUUGCAAAUAGUAUGAACAACGACGUAAAAGACUUGGACUGGUUGAAAUUCGAGAUCUAGACGAUAGACUGUACUGGAGAACGACAAUGAAUGAUAUUAGAAUGAGGAGAAUUGCUACGGUGAAUGGCACAUUAUUAACUUAUAGACAGUUUUCCUGGUAUUAAUUUUACUUUACGAGUUUAUGAUGCUAAUGUAUCGGUGUAUUAAAAAUUGUAUAACUUAUAAUAAACAAUGGCGAUUAGAC